GAGAUACACAUGUAUAUGUAGAGAGAGAGAGAGAGAGAAUAUGGGAAGGGUGAGAGAGUGGAAGGAGCACUGGUAUAUAUAAGUGCUCUUCCGACGUCGAAAGCACCAAGAAUUUGUGUGUGUGUGUGUGUCCCUUUUCUACUUUUUCAUAUGCUUCGACUUGAUUCCACUAACGGCGAUCAAAAGGUUCGUCCAAUUCUCUUUUAAUUUUCUGCACGAUUCAUUCUGUUUAUCUGGUAAUGAAUGAGAUCUGUAGAAUGUUUAGGUUGCUGGAGGAGAGUGGUGUUUUUGUUCAUAAUAAUUAUUAACAUAUGAGAAGCUGAUUGCUUUUGUUAGUUAGGUAGUUCACUUGAUUCAUAUCUGUUGUUGGCCGUUGCUUGCUGUACAAACAAACACCACCGGUGGCAGUAUGAUUGUCAUGGUCAUGUGAGGGCCAAAUCAUACGGCUGUCAUCACUAACCUAAAAGGGACCGACCUUUUAUCGCCUUCCUUCCUUGUCAUAUGGCAUGUAUGUAUGUAUGUAUGAGGUGGGAAGCAAGCACCCUCCUUAUCCUAUGUGUUUCACCUGCCAUACCAUACCAUCUUUUUUAUUUCCAAUAAAACUUAUAGCUAACUAACUACUACUACAACCCAUUUUCCUUUUCAUGUAAAGGCUGUUUGGAUGUGUGAUUAAUUAAACUCGCAUCGGUUAAACUGAAAUCGUGUCUCAUUUGGCUAAGGUGUUGCUGUAAAAGCGAAUUCUUUACAGAUUCCUAUCCUUAAAAAGUUUGUAAUUUGACAUCAAGGGUCUUGGUCUUUGUUGUAUUGUAAGAAAUAAUUGGUUAUUCAGAAAAAAAAAUGUCCUAAGAAACUAUGUAUAAGACGAGUUCAACUAUUUAGAUAUGAAAAGGAGCGACAAAGUUAGUUAAUAUGCCAAAUUCCUAUACAUGAUCCUAGGUUGGAUGAAUAACUAGAGUCAUAGUUUUAAAAAAACGGCUGUGGCGUGCGCCUCAAUGCGCGCCUCGAGGCGAAACGCCCAAGAAACGAUUAUGAGGCGCGCCUCAGGGGAGUUAUGUUGUAUGUGCGCCUCAAAGGGGCUGAGGCGCUAAAAGGGCUGCGCCUCAGGGGUUUUUGGUACUUGUUUUUGAAUUUUUGUGUCAAUUUCAAGCAAUUUAUGUCUUCUUUAUGUGUGUUUUUGAUCAUUUUGAUGAUGAAUUUAGUUAGUAUUAUUAUUUUUAUAAGAUAUACAAUUUUUAUAUUUAUUUUUUUAAUUCCGCCUCGGUUCGCCUUGAGGCUUACGCCUCGUGAGGCGAAGGGAAAACGCCUCAAAACUCGUAUCCGUUCUUUUAAACCUUGACUAGAGUAAAGGCAGUGAAGGAAGUUUUCAGCAUGUGAUCUGCCAUUUGCAGUGAAAGUUAUGUAACUACAAACAUCAACAGAGGGUGAUAUCUCCAUAAAUCAAUGGCCCCAGGAGGAUUGCCUUACUUUGACCCUGACUACGAGACCUUAAGCAUACGAAUAAACCCUCCAAGGGUUUCCGUGGAUAAUGAUGGUUGUAGAGAAUGUACUUUAGUUAAGGUCGACAGUGUAAACAAGCCAGGAAUAUUGCUGGAAGUGGUUCAAAUUCUUGCAGACCUUGAUCUUAUUAUUACUAAAGCCUACAUUUCCUCUGAUGGAGGAUGGUUCAUGGAUGUGUUUCAUGUGACUGACCAACAAGGAAAAAAGAUAACUGACAAUAUGACCAUUGAAUACAUAGAAAAGGCUCUGGGGCCAAAAGGGCAGACGGCAGACGAAAGCAAGUCAUGGUCAGCAAAGAGGGUUGGGGUGCACUCAAACACAGCCAUUGAGCUUGUUGGAAGAGACCGGCCAGGUCUGUUAUCUGAGAUCUCAGCCGUAAUUGCAAACCAACAAUUCAAUGUGGCAGCUGCUGAAGUCUGGACACACAAUAGAAGAAUAGCCUGUGUCGUUUAUUUAAAUGACGAUACCACCACUCACUCUCACGAUCCUGCCCGAUUGUCUGCUAUGGAAGAACAGCUUAAGAAUAUCCUUCGUGUGUGCGGAGGAGGUGACGAUGAUAAAGUCGCUGCUCAUGCUAAUUUCUCAAUGGGUUUGACUCAUAUUGACCGCCGAUUACACCAGAUGUUGUUUGCUGAAAUGGAUUAUGAAGUCAAAGCUGAGGCUGAAGAGCUCAAGAUUUCAGUUGAUCGGUGUUCAGAGAAGGAUUACUCGGUGGUCACUGUAAGGUGUAGAGAUCGGCCCAAACUUAUGUUUGAUAUUGUAUGCACCCUCACAGACAUGCAAUAUGUUGUUUUUCAUGCUACCAUAUCAUCUGAUACCCCCUAUGCAACACAGGAGUAUUAUAUCCGUCAUAUGGAUGGCUCCCCUGUCAACACUCAAGGAGAGGAGGAAAGAGUCAUCAGGUGUCUUGAGGCUGCAAUUCUGCGAAGAGUAAGCGAGGGUCUUAGUUUGGAGCUAUGUGCAAAAGACCGUGUUGGAUUGCUUUCAGAAGUAACACGAGUCCUGCGGGAAAACGGUCUGUCAGUGUCGAGAGCGGGUGUUACAACAGUCGGGGAACAAGCUGUCAACAUUUUUUAUGUAAGAGAUGCCUCCGGGAAUCCGGUGGACAUGAAAACUAUCGAACGACUCAGAAAGGAAAUCGGACACACAAUGAUGCUUAACGUGAAGAGAUCUCCUUCGACUUCAAACGCGACCCAGCCCCAGGCAAGUAAUAAACCCAGCUUUUCAUUUGGGAGCUUAUUUGAACGCUUUAUGCCUUCUUGACACUUUUUUCCUUGUUUUAUGUUUCAUAUCUGUAUAGAAUAAUAAUAAUAACGAUGACGAUAUGUGGCAUACAAUAUAUAGCUUAUGAGCAUGCCACCUUAUAUACUGUCUCUCUUUGUAAAACUAUGUUACUCUUUGUAAACUAUGUUACUCCUGUUUGGUUUUGUUAAGUAA
Molecule: messenger RNA, 2934 nt
Organism: Helianthus annuus (common sunflower)
Lineage: Eukaryota; Viridiplantae; Streptophyta; Magnoliopsida; Asterales; Asteraceae
Product: ACT domain-containing protein ACR3
Exons: 8
Coding region: 1441-2760 (439 amino acids)
Source: RefSeq, a predicted model, not a curated record